AUGGCGUCUGAUCGAAAAGCUGCAUUAGGCAAGCACCGGUGUAAAAGGAGGAGAAGGAGAAGGGAGACCUUUGGCGUACAUAUCUACAAGGUGCUGAGACAGCUGCACCCCGACAUCAGCCUCUCAAAGAAGACCGUUCUCAUCGUGGACUGUUUUUUAACAGACAUUUUGGAGCGCAUCGCAGAAGAGGCUUCUCGUUUGGCUACCUACAACAGACGAUCCACCAUCAACAGCCGGGAAAUCCAGACAGCCGUGAAACUUAUCGUGCCUGGAUAUCUCGCCAAGUUUGCUGCCAUUGAAGGGACCAAAGCCGUCCAAAAGUAUACCAGCUCCAAGUGA
This is a messenger RNA of Branchiostoma belcheri (Belcher's lancelet), 339 nucleotides long. RefSeq names its product late histone H2B.L4-like. The transcript has a single exon. The coding region runs from base 1 to 339 and encodes 112 amino acids. The record is from RefSeq and is a predicted model, not a curated record. Lineage: Eukaryota; Metazoa; Chordata; Leptocardii; Amphioxiformes; Branchiostomatidae. Gene Ontology annotation, molecular function: structural constituent of chromatin; protein heterodimerization activity; DNA binding. Gene Ontology annotation, cellular component: nucleosome. Gene Ontology annotation, biological process: nucleosome assembly.